CGGUUCUUUGUCCCUCCUAAUAUCAAACAGUGGAUUGCCCUGCUGCAGAGGGGAAAUUGCACAUUUAAAGAGAAAAUAUCACGGGCUGCUUUCCACAAUGCAGUUGCCGUAGUCAUCUAUAAUAAUAAAUCCAAAGAGGAGCCCGUCACCAUGACUCAUCCAGGCACUGGAGAUAUUAUUGCCGUCAUGAUUACAGAAUUGAGGGGUAAGGAUAUUUUGAGUUAUCUGGAGAAAAACAUCUCUGUACAAAUGACAAUAGCUGUUGGAACGCGAAUGCCGCCAAAGAACUUCAGCCGUGGCUCUCUAGUCUUCGUGUCAAUAUCCUUUAUUGUUCUGAUGAUUAUUUCUUCAGCAUGGCUCAUAUUCUACUUCAUUCAGAAGAUCAGGUACACGAAUGCACGCGACAGGAACCAGCGUCGUCUUGGAGAUGCCGCCAAGAAAGCCAUCAGCAAAUUGACCACCAGAACAGUAAAAAAGGGUGAUAAGGAAACGGACCCCGACUUCGAUCACUGUGCAGUCUGCAUCGAGAGCUAUAAGCAGAAUGACGUGGUCCGGAUUCUCCCCUGCAAGCACGUUUUCCACAAGUCCUGCGUGGAUCCCUGGCUUAGUGAACAUUGUACCUGUCCAAUGUGCAAACUUAAUAUUUUGAAGGCCCUGGGAAUUGUGCCAAAUUUGCCAUGUACUGAUAACGUAGCAUUUGACAUGGAAAGGCUCACCAGAACCCAGGCGGUUAACCGAAGAUCAGCCCUAGGUGACCUCGCCAGCGACAACUCCCUUGGCCUCGAGCCACUUCGAACUUCGGGGAUCUCGCCGCUUCCUCAGGAUGGGGAGCUCACUCCCAGAACGGGAGAGAUCAACAUUGCAGUAACAAGUGGUCACUUCUUUCACCGAAACUCCUUGUCUCCUCGGAGCCUGGUGUACGAAAGUGAAUUCUCCACAAUCGAACCUUCUUUGGACAUGCUCAGCAUCAGCACCAAGAAGGCCCAAGAGCUUCUGGGAAAAGACACGGUGGCCAGCAUAGCGGACCUUCAGGGACACACACGCUCCUCCCACGCGCCUGGGAUGACAUGACGUUAACAUCACGAGAAACCUGCACCUGGAGAGUAAUCCCGACCCAGAACCACGGUCAGCAAAUUUACGAGAAUGGAAACUCCAGCCUCCGCAUUCUAGAGUUAGAUCUGGCAGCAAACCGCACAGACCUGUGACCCCGCGCCACCCUGUGAGUUUUAUCGACUCUGUAAAACGCAAGUUUGAGGUGAACACUUGCCAUUUUCCCGUGUGCGGCUGGCUUCUCUUUAUGUGUCUAUUCCCAUCGUGUGUUGCCAAGAUGCCUCAAACACGGCUGUGCCCUGAGCAAACCCCUCAGAGAACCAGGCUGGUGAUAGCCAUCAGGAAUGUCGCCUCAGAGUGACCCACGGCGCUGUUUCUAAUCACGGGAGCUGGAACAGUGCAGAAUUUGUAAGGUCUUAGCCGCUUUUUCUUUUUUACCUUUCACCAAGGGCUUCUGUUUGAUUCCCCCCCCCUUUUUAUUGUCUUUGUACUAUAAAACUAUUUUUGAUAAACAGUUUCAAGAGAGCACUGUUCAGGAAGACAAGCUUCGCCCCCGCGGCUGUGCGGGGAGGGAAUGCAUCGCCAGGAGGCGAGAACUCAGUGUGCCGGGCGCUGCAGACACACACCGGAGCUUUGUUUGGCUUGGCUCCCCCGGCAGGGAAGACGGCUCAGCUCUGACCAUGUAGUCUGUGCCACGACCUUGUUUUCCCGCACUAGAACUGAGAGCCCCUCAGAGCAUUCUCUCCUGGCUGGCACAGUCUCGCAAAAAGCCUAUACGUUACAUUUCACUCAAGACAUCCCCUUCCUGAAAAGGAAUGAAAUCACGUGAGAAGAAAGUAAAGAUUCAGGCCCCUAAAAAAAUACCUACCUAUUCAACAACAACAUUUGAAUUUCUGGUAAAUCUAGGGCACGCCUCCACUGUCAAAGAGCCAAGGAGGCAUUUCUUACAGGGGAGUUCACUCAGAAUAGUGCCCCAGGUCCCAGCUCGGCACCUUUUCCCUAAAAAUCAAGGCUACUUUCGUGCUCGGCUACAGAAUGUCCCGCCUUUGUCGGGAGGGACGGUAACUUCUACGUGGAGGUCGUGUACUCCGGGAAUGGCCAUAUUUGUCCCAAAUAACAGCCUCUUUGCUGGCAGUGGGGUGGAGACUCCGCCGGGGAGCCGUGCCAGGGACGCUGGAGGGCGGGGAAGCUUGGUGAGGACAAACUCCUCAGCACCCCUGCCUCUGAGAAGUUCGAGCUGUGCGAUACAGGCAAGGCGGGGUUGUGCGGAGACACUUCCUCCCAACAUAUGGGCAUCUCAGCUGUGGCAAGUCUUACAGCCACAAUGGUCAUCAGCCGGGACGUGUAGACAACUUCUGAUCGAUUUUGGGGGGUGGGGGGAGGAUUACUGCUUGAAGAACAGAAGGGGCAGAGAACAGUGGCUUGACCACAAACCCUCCAUCCCUCUGGCGGCCGGCUCUGAGCUGGACCUGGCUCUCCCUCUCCCUCUAGCCUCCACCCUGCCCCCCGGCCGAGCUGGGUGCAGACCUGUCAGCGGGCACCGCAGGCUAGCCAUAACCAUCACCUGAGCAGCCGGAAAUCGGGUUGAAUCGGGUGAAACAGUUAAAAUGCAAACACUCUCAACUUGGUUGUUUUUUAACUUCCUAAGUGAAGACCUGCCCCUUGGCCCCCCUCUGCUGACCUGUCAGGCAGAGGGAAGAGGCUACUAGCCAGGACACAACAGGAAGGCCAGGCAUGGAGUCACCCCGUGGUGGGCACCGUGGGCAGCGUGCCUGUCCAGGGCUGCCUGCCUCCGCUCCCCCAGGGGAAGACAAGGGCUGCUCCCCGGCGCUGAGAGACACCCCAGCAAGUCUGGCGAGCCCCGCUUGUGAAGGAAGGCUCCAUCUCGCAGCCCCUCCUCAGGCCUGGCUCCCCGGUAGAGGCUGAGCCUCUACCGCCAGCCUCCCCGAGGCCGCCAACAGCCCAGCUUCCAAAACAUGGCGGGCGCCAAGCGUUGAGACAAAAUAAGAUGACUGAAUUUGACGGACCUGGUACUUCCUGUGGGCUUUAGAAACUCUCCUCGGAUUGUUACUACCCCUCACCCUCACCUCCCCUCACCCCAGCUGUUUCCAUGGUCUCCGUGGUGAGUCAAACUGGUUUUAACUGAGGGCAAAUCAAAAUGCUGUCUUACUGUUACCCUCGAUUACUUGGGCUCGGGUUCUCCUCCAGGAAAGCAAGGAGGUGGCGUUCGGGCCAGGUCACCUUGCCAAGCGGUCGCUGCUCCUCAGCGUCCUCAGACACAGACACGGGUUUCCAGCAAGUAGAAUUUAGCAGGGGGAAGGCAGCACUACAAGGCUACUCGUGCCCAGAGCCCGUUAUGAAGCGCUCACCGUGUGCUAAACACACCCACUCCGAGCUCAGUGACCCCAGCGAUCACUGAGACUUAGGCUGUGAUAGCAAAUGGGCACGUUAACAGCCAGCUGAGGUGGGAGGCCAGACACCAUGAGGGUGAGUCAUGAAGAGGGGGCUUUCCUGGGUGUGGAGGGAGGGACACAGGGCAGCCACGGAGGGGUGUGACUGGCUAGGGCGGGGGUCUCACUCCCCAGGGUGGGUGUGGACCAGAGAGGUUGCUCUGGGGCCCGGGCAGAGCAGAGCACUUCAGUUAGGCCAAAACCGGGUCCCACUGAAAGCAGAAAAGGAAGGUGCCAGAGGCUGAAGCAGGAGCCCGGGUUGGCAGGCUUGGUGACUCAGGGGGUGUUGGUGGGACCCAGAGAGAGCCCCUGUGGGGACACUUUCCAUCUCAGGCUGGCAGGGCCUCUAGAGGGAGGCCUAGAGAUGCAGCUCUGGGUCUCAGGCAGAGGUUUGGUAGGGAAAGAGUGGUCAGGGCAGGGCCCUCUGCAUCAGAAUCCCUGGGAAGCUGUGUUUAAAUGAACUUGUCACCUACCAAAGUAGGCCCAUGUGAUUCCAGUCCCUGAGGUGUCCCAAACCUUCUCCCUCCCUGUCUCCGCCCUCUGUCUCCCCCUUCCCCCAUUUCCCCCUUUCUCCCCUCCCUGUCUCCCCCUUCUUCCCUCUCUGUAUCCCCCUUA
This is a messenger RNA of Ailuropoda melanoleuca (giant panda), 4115 nucleotides long. RefSeq names its product ring finger protein 130 (gene RNF130). Gene Ontology annotation, cellular component: nucleus. NCBI's taxonomy places the organism in Eukaryota, Metazoa, Chordata, Mammalia, Carnivora, Ursidae. Gene Ontology annotation, biological process: ubiquitin-dependent protein catabolic process; positive regulation of DNA-templated transcription; protein ubiquitination. The coding region runs from base 151 to 1071 and encodes 306 amino acids. The record is from RefSeq and is a predicted model, not a curated record. The transcript has 8 exons. Gene Ontology annotation, molecular function: ubiquitin protein ligase activity.